Messenger RNA from Trichoderma atroviride IMI 206040, 819 nucleotides. NCBI's taxonomy places the organism in Eukaryota, Fungi, Ascomycota, Sordariomycetes, Hypocreales, Hypocreaceae. The record is from RefSeq and is a predicted model, not a curated record.
AUGAAUAUUACAGGCCGGAGAACGCUUACUCAAGAUGACUACACUAUAGGCUGGAUCUGCGCUCUACCUUUCGAGUACCAUGUCGCCCGGGAGUUUCUAGACGAAGAGCAUAAUGGGCCUCAAGAUGUAUCUCCUCAUGAUAACAACCUCUAUACGCUUGGUAGAAUUGGAGAUCAUAACAUUGUAAUAGUGGCCCCCCCGAAUGGUGAUGGAAAUGGGCUGUCAUCUACGGCGGUCGUUAUUAAGUGCCUGCUGGACAGUUUCUUCAACAUCAAAGUCGGUCUACUGGUUGGAAUCGGUGGCGGUGCUCCUAGUUUCAAGCAUGACAUCCGCCUUGGCGACAUUGUCGUGGUGUUAUUGCAUACGGCUGUUACCACACUACAAUCGAUAAGAACGCUUGGUGAUCGAAUUCAUAAAGCAGUUGAUUUUCUUUUUGUUAAAAGUCCACAGCUACUAAGAUCCUUUAAGCGACCUGAAGCAACCUCUGAUAGACUCUACCGAACUUCAGUUACGCACCCAGCGGAAGGCGGGGCCGAGUGCUCAACGGUUUGCGGCAAUGAUCCAUCAAGCCUUAUCAAGCGGCAUGAUCAGGGCGAACGUGAUAAUGGCCCGGAGAUCCACUAUGGUCUAAUUGCCUCAGCUAAUACACCGAUAAAGGAUGCUUCUGUUCGCGAUACACUUGUUGAAAAGAAGGACGUCCUUUGCUUUGAAACGGAAGCAGCCGGAUUAAUGAACGACUUUCCAUGUCUAGUUGUUCGUGGAAUCUGCGAUUACUCCGACUCACAUAAAAAUGACCAACAACCCAAAUGUUCAAGAUAG